Nicotiana attenuata is the source of this 2664-nucleotide messenger RNA. RefSeq names its product arginine decarboxylase-like. Lineage: Eukaryota; Viridiplantae; Streptophyta; Magnoliopsida; Solanales; Solanaceae. Bases 141 to 1856 code for a protein of 571 amino acids. The transcript is spliced from 4 exons. The record is from RefSeq and is a predicted model, not a curated record. Gene Ontology annotation, molecular function: catalytic activity.
AACCCAAUAAACAUUUUACCAUUUUUACGCGAUAUAUGCCCAGCCUAGUGCUAAUGGUCCGAAUAGAAUGAACACAGGAUAAUUCAUAGUCGUUUCUAAAUACCACUACCACCCCACCAUACUCACUCAACAAGCUAACGAUGUCUUCUGCAAGUCUGGAUAUGAGUUUUGCUGGGAGUUUUUGCAGGAAAUGGAGUUUCAGGCCUUGUAGAAGACCAAAAUCUUGCAUUUCUCAAGUGGGGUUUCGAAAAAAUCAAUCUUUUUUAGUAUUACUGCAAAGGAAUGACAUAAUGCCCCGGAAAAUCAAGAACUGUACAAGCUCUGUAGGAUAUAAUGGAGUUCCUUCAACAGAAAUUUCUUGUGCUCCAAGUGCUGCAGCCAGUCAAAAUGAGCUGCCUCCACUUGUUAGUGCUUUAAAAGCUUCAGCUGAAGAAAAUGCUGCAAGUUUUCAUUUUCCUGGCCAUAACAGAGGGAAAGCAGCACCAUCAUCGUUGACUCAGCUCAUUGGUUCAAAACCGUUUCUACAUGAUUUGCCUGAGCUUCCAGAGCUUGACAAUCUCUUUUCUCCAGAAGGUCCCAUUUUAGAAGCACAAAAACAAGCGGCAAGACUUUUUGGAGCAUCAGAAACAUGGUUCCUUGUUGGUGGUAGUACAUGUGGAAUUCAGGCCGCCAUUAUGGCGACUUGUUCACCUGGAGAUACUCUUAUUCUACCACGGAAUUCUCAUAUCUCAGCCAUAUCUUCCAUGGUAUUGUCUGGUGCACUCCCAAAGUACAUCGUCCCUGAAUAUGAUUUCAACUGGGAUGUCGCUGGUGGCAUCACUCCAUCACAGGUGUACCAGGCAAUCAAAGAGCUAGAAAUGGAGGGCCGAAAAGCAGCUGCCGUUUUGGUUGUUUCCCCUACCUAUCACGGUAUAUGCAGCAACUUAGAUGAGAUCUGUGAGAUCUGUCAUUCUCAAAGUAUCCCCGUAAUUGUUGAUGAGGCUCAUGGCGCUCACUUAGGAUUUCAUCGGAAGCUGCCUAGCUCGUCCUUGAGCCAGGGAGCUGAUCUUUCCGUACAGUCUACUCACAAAGUUUUGUGUGCGCUUACGCAAUCAUCAAUGUUGCACAUGCAAGGAAAUCUUGUGGAUAGAGAAAGAAUCAGCAGAAGCCUACAAAUGCUUCAAAGUAGUAGCCCAAGUUAUCUGCUUUUAGCAUCUCUGGAUGCUGCCAGGGCCCAACUAACUGAAAAUGGAGAGGCAAUAUUUGACAAAGCGAUGAACUUGGCAAUGGAAGCAAGAAGCUUGAUUAGUAAAAUUCCUGGAAUCUCAGUCCUCGAGUUUCCAAGUUUUUCUAGUUCUUUUUGCAUUGACCCAUUGCGAUUAACCGUUGGUGUAUGGCAGUUAGGUCUUUCAGGUUUUGAAGCAGAUGAUAUAUUGUGCAAAGAUUUUGGUGUUGUUUGUGAACUUGUAGGCACCAAAUCUUUUACUUUGGCGUUGAACUUGGGGACUCAAAGGGAUCAUGUUCUUAGGCUUGCAGCUGGUCUAAAGCAUCUAGCGAAAACUUAUCACUUUCAUCAACCUCUGGAAGAUGAAGGCAAAAAUGUAAAUCAUUUUGCAUGCUUUGAUGAUGUUAGAAUGAGCAUGAGCCCUAGAGAGGCCUUCUUUGCUGAAAAACGUAAAGCCAGCAUAAGAGAUAGCCUCGGUGAAAUUUGUGGAGAGCUUGUAUGUCCUUAUCCACCUGGUAUUCCAGUGCUAAUUCCUGGUGAGAUCAUCACAGAAAGAGCGUUGAAUUAUCUCGUGGAGAUCAGAAUCAAGGGUGCUGUUAUUACUGGAGCAGCUGAUUGCUCCCUAUCAUCUUUUGUUGUAUGUGUUACCUAAGCAAUUCCUUCAGCAAGAAGCCUGGCAAACAAAGGACAAAAGGAAGGACUUCGGUGUUAGAACAGCCUGCAUUUGUCAUUUGAGAUCUUAGCCUUUCCUCUACUGCAGCGUCUUUCCUGUACUGCAACCAGCACUUUUGGGUAUAGUUUGGAGGUCAAAGCAACUUCAUUAAGAGCUUUCCAUGGGAAUUGACCUGAAUUGGUAACUCAAGGGCAGCUCAAUGAAACUUGUUUUUCAGACAGUCCUACUCUAGAGUUAUCUUUCAUAAAGACAACUACAGUCUCUUAUGCUUGACAGAGUCGUCCAUAAUGCUGGUCACAACAAUGAUUGCUGGGUUCCCACAUUCUUCUUUUCCUCAUUCUAUAUUUAUAUAUCAGCAGCAAGAGCUAGGACUAUAUUGGGGAGGGGCAACACGAUGCUCCUCAUCAAACUUGUCAAAUGCCAUACAGGAGGCUGGAGCAAGAGAAGUACUGACAAGUUAUUUUUAUCAUGAGAUAGCAUUUCCAUUGACACCCUAGCUCAUCUAAAACCAAACAUGCUCUUUGGUGCAUUCUCUUCUCUCUUUUUUCUCGGGUCUUUUAGCUUUUUGGCUUAUAUGUGUGUGUUAAUUAAUCUUGUUAGGAGUGAAUGAUGGAUUGUUUUGAAGAAGUGGAGGUGGAACAGUGAGAAUAUGUAACAUGGCAUCUCUCUUUUCUUAUCUGCUCUUGUACGCUGUACAAUUGCAACAGUAUGAUAACUUUGAAAAUGGUGUAGUUAUUGGACUCUUGUUGUGGCAAAAAUGGUACUUGAAGAUCAAAAUUUACAUUUA